Messenger RNA from Thalassophryne amazonica, 982 nucleotides. RefSeq lists its product as uncharacterized. The coding region runs from base 60 to 845 and encodes 261 amino acids. Lineage: Eukaryota; Metazoa; Chordata; Actinopteri; Batrachoidiformes; Batrachoididae. The record is from RefSeq and is a predicted model, not a curated record. The transcript is spliced from 4 exons.
CGUGUGUCUCCCGUUUUUUUUUCUGCUCCACGGGAGAAAAAGGACAGAGUGGGUUUAACAUGAAUAAAGAGAGAUGUUAUGACCCAAACGACUCCACGCUGGAGUUUGUCGACGCCGAGGACGCGCUCGAUUUUGAGUGUGAGGAGUUUAAAUCUCCAACAGCCAAGAUGUCGUGUGGUCACGCCGUCACUCCCACGUCACUCACCAAAUGGUGUCGCAGAUUGUUGGAUCAGGGAAGGUGCUCGUUUGUCUGUGGCGUUCCUGGCUGCGACGUCCAGUGGCCCUAUGUGGAGGUUCGUAAAAUGGCUCUGCUUACGGAUGAUGAAACUCGAUACUUUGAGAUGAAAAUGGCUCUCAAUUCUUCCCAAAAUUUCCUGGGCAGUAAAUCAUGUCCAGGCUGCAAGACUUCAGUGAUGAGGCAGCGCACUGACAAUCAGUGUGUCCGAUGCACGGUGUGCACCGCCGACCGAGGGACGACCUACCAGUUCUGCUGGCAGUGUUUGAGGGAGUGGAAAGGUUCGGCGCCGCGCUCAGACGGCUGUGACAACACGAACUGCAAAAUGCAUUUACUAGAAACACUUAAAACCUGCUCAGAAAUCACCUUCAAAGACGUGAAGGGCGUCACCGGCUGUCCGUCCAUACGCGCCUGUCCCACCUGUGGCUCACUGGUGUCGCACGACACAACUCGCUGUAAAAACAUCACGUGUGCAAACUGCAAAGUCGAGUUCUGUUUUGUCUGCCUCAAGCUCACCGUACUUUGUCAUAAAACAAGCGCCUAUUACAAACCUUGUUCCAGCGGCGUGGCCCCUCGGCAGACCGCCAUACCCGUGUGGCAGAAGAAAUAACCACCACUUCAACAUUCAUUUUGACUGCGCGGGUCACACAGUCCGUCAAAAAAAAUAAAAAAUAAAAUCUCGAUAUUAUCAAUCACAUUUUUGAAUAAUUCCACAUCAAUAAACAAAAUAUCUUGUGUUAUCGUCCA